CUGGUCCUCACGGCGCAGACAGGCUCCUCAUAAACCGUGCAACUGUUCAGAUCGCACCUUUUCUGCCUCACGUCCCCAGCACAUGACUCCAGAAACACUUGAGGUCUCCAUGCCUGCCCGUUCCUAGCGGAAGACCUGUGCGACAAUGACCAUCCAUGUAGAGGGGCUGGUGGCUAUCGCGGUCUUCUAUCUACUCAUCCUGUUCGUGGGCAUCUGGGCGGCAUGGAAGAACAAGCACUCCGGGGAGGCGGAGGGCACCGACCGCAGCGAGACCAUCAUGGUCGGCGGGAGAGACAUCGGAUUAUUCGUCGGUGGAUUUACCAUGACAGCCACCUGGGUUGGAGGAGGUUACAUCAAUGGCACAGCUGAGUAUGUGUAUCUGCCAGAUUCUGGUUUGGCCUGGGCACAGGCUCCCUUUGGAUAUGCCCUCAGUCUGGUUGUAGGUGGUCUUUUUUUCGCCAAGCCCAUGCGCUCACGAGGUUAUGUCACCAUGCUGGACCCGUUCCAGCAGCUGUACGGGAAACGUAUGGGUGGCCUCCUCUUCAUCCCUGCACUCAUGGGGGAGAUCUUCUGGUCUGCUGCCAUUUUAUCCGCUCUGGGAGCUACUCUGAGUGUCAUCGUGGACAUCAACAUACAGGUGUCGGUGGUUAUAUCAGCGCUCAUUGCAAUCUUCUACACCCUGGUGGGAGGACUGUACUCUGUGGCCUACACUGACGUCGUGCAGCUCUUCUGUAUCUUUGUCGGCCUGUGGAUCAGUGUCCCCUUUGCUUUGACCAACCCUGCAGUGUCAGACAUCACCGUUACUGCAGUGAAGCAGGUGUAUCAGUCGCCCUGGAGAGGCAGCAUCCGCAAGAGCGACACCUGGGUCUGGAUCGACAACUUCUGCCUCCUGAUGCUUGGAGGAAUACCCUGGCAGGUGUAUUUCCAGAGAGUCCUGUCUGCCUCCUCUGCCACGUACGCCCAGGUCCUCUCCUUCAUAGCUGCAUUCGGGUGCCUCGUCAUGGCUGUGCCCUCUGUUCUCAUCGGAGCCAUCGGGGCCUCCACAGAUUGGAACCAGACAACAUACGGAGCCAUACCUCCCAGAGAGAAGGAUGAAGCAGACAUGAUUCUACCAAUCGUGCUCCAACACCUCUGUCCACCAUUUGUCUCUUUUUUCGGCCUGGGUGCGGUUUCUGCCGCCGUCAUGUCCUCCGCAGACUCCUCCAUCCUUUCGGCGAGCUCCAUGUUUGCGAGGAACAUCUACCAGCUGGCGUUCAGACAGUCAGCUUCUGAUCGUGAGAUAGUGUGGGUGAUGCGUAUCACCAUCUUUGUGUUCGGUGGCCUCGCCACAGUGAUGGCUCUUGUAACUGGGACAGUUUACGGCCUCUGGUACCUGAGCUCAGACCUAGUUUACGUCAUCAUCUUCCCCCAGUUGCUCAGCGUGCUCUUCAUCAAAGGCACCAACACGUACGGCUCGGUGGCUGGUUACCUGUUCGGCAUGGUGCUGCGUAUAGGUGGAGGUGAACCCUACCUGCGGCUGCCUCCUUUCAUUUAUUACCCCGGCUGGACCCUUGAGAAGCGGAUUCACCACCUGACGGGAGAAAUGGAGGAAAUUGUCAUUCAGAAGUUUCCCUUCAAAACCAUCUCUAUGCUCUCCUCUUUUCUGGGCAACGUUGCUUUCUCCUACCUGGCCAAGUACCUGUUUGAGAGCGGCAAGAUUUCACACAAAUACGACUUUCUCGACGCGGUGGUGUCCAAGCACAGCGGGGAGAUUAUGGAUAAGACUACGCUUGUGACUCGGGGCAACAACAUCGGGCUGUCGGAGAUGGCGUCGGUCAAACCCCGCCUGAGCGUGACCUUGGCGGCGGCCUUCACGCGCCGUGACACACUGCCAAAAGAGAUGGUGGAGGAGGAGGAGGAGGAGUCCAGCCCCGACUCCUCCCACCAUGAUGAAGAAUGACGGACCUGGAAUGUGAUUUUAAAAAAAUGAUGACGUGACUAAAACUGACAGAGAUCUGGUCACUCUGUCAAAAAAGGAACAAGUGAACAUCUUGAACAACAAAGGAGCAAAUCCUGCUGGUGGUGACUGGAUAACAGCCAAAUGUCAGGAUCUAGAUAUGUAGCGUAGCGGCUUGCUGAUUGUCCAGUCAUAAAACUGUCUUCCUGUGAAGUUCAUCACACACACACACUCAUGUAAUUCGUUAAGAUAACUGGCUUCCUUUCUUGAUCUGGAUUGAAGACACAUUGUUAAAGGUACAGUGUGUAGAAUUUUGUGAUAUCUAGUGUUGAAAUUUCAUGUUGCAGCUGAACACCCCUCACCUCACCCUCUCCUUCCAAACAUGAGAAAGAACCUGUGGUAGCCUUUAAUUGUUAUAAAAAGUCAAAAGGUGUUUAGUUGGUCCAGUCUGGACUAAUGUAAAAAAACA
Messenger RNA from Paralichthys olivaceus (Japanese flounder), 2405 nucleotides. RefSeq names its product solute carrier family 5 member 7a (gene slc5a7a). Gene Ontology annotation, biological process: acetylcholine biosynthetic process; neuromuscular synaptic transmission; choline transport. Gene Ontology annotation, molecular function: choline:sodium symporter activity. The record is from RefSeq and is a predicted model, not a curated record. NCBI's taxonomy places the organism in Eukaryota, Metazoa, Chordata, Actinopteri, Pleuronectiformes, Paralichthyidae. Gene Ontology annotation, cellular component: plasma membrane; dendrite; axon.